AUGGGUCUUAGUCCCUCCAAGGUUACUCCCAAAAUGGAGUCCAAGCAGGAGACAGCUUCAGAGGCUCCGAGGCAGGAGCAGGAGGACUGGCCCCAAGCGGACUCAGAGAGCAGAUCAGACCUGGAGGCGACGACGUCGGCAACCGCCACGAUGUCGGAAUCAGCAUCGGGGCCUGAGCAGCUCCCCGCCCUCACGCGGGAGCCGGGGCAGGUCUUGGUAUCAAGUCAAGGACAAGCACACGACCUUAGCCGGGCUUCCGGGCCAGACCCAUCCCACCAGUCGUCUGAAAAGUGGGAGUCCCCGGUCCCGGACCCCCAGUGGGAAGCCGGCCCCCCGGAGCGGCCCCACUGCUACACCAACUGCCUGGAGGAGCCCCUCUCCCGCGGCUUCCAGAAGAUGGGACUGGCUGUGGGCUCAUACCCCUGGAUCUUCCUGCUGGCGCCCCUGCUGCUGUCGGCUGUUCUGGGCACCGGCUGGAUUUACCUGCCCAAGGACAAAGAAGAGAACCUGGAGGAGCAGUACACGCCUUCAGGCAGCCCAGCCAAAGCUGAGCGGCGCUUCGUGCAGACACAUUUCUCCAUCAACGAGUCCUACUUCUUCUCACCCUUCAGACACAGCACCGAAGCCAACUUUGCCUCCAUCCUGGUGGUCUCCAACACUGCCUCUCUGCUGGACCAAGUGGUCUUGGCGGAAAUUAGUCAACUGGACCAGGCGGUGCAGACUCUGGCUGGGCCACGAGGAGACGGAACCAGGAUCUUGUAUACACAGGCGUGUGCCAGGUACCAGGGCAACUGCAUGCCCCCCAACCCUCUCCUGUUCACCUGGCAGAACAAUAGAAACGUGGACCUGAAAAGCAUCACGUUCCCUGUGUACAACACAAGUCAGGCAUCCAUCUACUUGGCCGGCCUCUUAGGAGGAACCGUCUUAGGGCACAAGGUGGGACCGAGUCAUGUCCUCCUAAGCGCCAAAGCCAUGCGGCUGCAGUACUAUCUGAAGACGGUGGACCCCCAGGACGACCGUCACAGCAAGAACUGGCUGAUAGAGUUCCUGGACCAAAUUAACAACAUUGAAAAGCGCCUGGCGUUGAAGUACAUCCAGGUGGUCUACUUUACAUCACUUUCUAGGAAACUGGAAUUUGAGGCAACUGCUAGGACAGUGAUCCCUUUGUUUCACACGGCAUACAUUCUAAUCAUAUUGUUUGCAAUCGUAUCAUGCUACAGGUUUAACUGUAUACGAAACAAAAUGUGUACUGCAGUCGUUGGAGUGAUUUCUGUUGCCUUGUCAGUGGUGAGUGGCUUUGGCCUCAUGUUGUACAUUGGGGUGCCAUUUGUGACAAUAGUUGCAAAUUCACCAUUUCUAAUUCUAGGCGUUGGAGUUGAUGACAUGUUUAUCAUGAUUGCUGCCUGGCAGAAGACCAGCCUCACAGAGAGCGUAAAACAGCGAAUGUCUGAUGUCUAUUCAAAGGUGGCUGUGUCCAUCACGAUCACCACCCUCACCAAUGUCCUCGCCUUCUCCACAGGGAUUUUGACGUCCUUUAAGUCUGUACAAUAUUUUUGCAUGUACACGGGAACAACCUUGCUCUUCUGUUAUUUUUAUAACAUCACCUGUUUUGGAGCAUUUAUGGCCCUAGAUGGUAGGAGAGAAGUGGUCUGUCUACGCUGGCUGCAAAGGUCAGUAGAUAACCCAAACCAAAAAUAUUCCUCGUUGAUAAAGAACUUAUGUCUCCCAUUUAGUUCUCUUGAAACUGACCCAGAAAUGCAUAUCCAUCCCAUGAACUUGUUCUUUAGAGAUUAUUUUGGCCCCUUUCUCACAAACACUAAAGCCAAGUUUUUGGUAGUGUUUUUAUAUGUUCUGUACAUCAUCUUCAGUAUAUAUGGGUGCUUCAAAGUGCAAGAAGGUCUAGACCUUCGACAUUUGGCAAGUGAUGAUUCCUAUAUCACACCCUAUUUUAAUGUACAUGAAGAAUAUUUUUCAGACUAUGGUCCCAUAGUGAUGGUGAUCGUUACUGAAACUGUUGACUACUGGGAUAAAGACACUAGACAAAAAUUAGGAAAAUGUCUGACAAAUUUUGAAGACAAUGACUAUGUAGUUAAAAAUCUAACACAGUUUUGGUUACAAGCAUAUAUCCAGUUUAUGGAAACCAACCGCUUAGAUGUAAAUAAUAGAGAUGAUUUUAUAAACAACCUUCCUAAAUUUUUAGUGCAUGUUCCAAUUUUUACAUAUGAUGUUAAUGUUUCAUCAUCACAUGAAAUUACUUCUUCCAGGGCCUUCAUUCAGACCAUGGGUAUUUCUUCUUCACGCAGUAAGAAGAACAUGUUAAACCAAUUUCGAGGUAUUGCCAAAAGGUGUGAAAUUCCCCUAAUGGUUUAUAACCCAGCAUUUAUAUAUUUUGAUCAAUAUACUGCAAUAUUAGAAAACACUAUUCGAAGUGUUAUUGUUGCAUCAAUAGCUAUGUUCAUUGUUUCUUUAUUGUUAAUUCCCCACCCAAUGUGUUCCUUGUGGGUAACUUUUGCUAUUGCGUCUGUGAUUGUAGGAGUAACAGGUUUCAUGGGAUUCUGGCAUGUCAAUCUUGAUUCUGUAUCCAUGAUGAAUCUAGUUAUUUGUAUAGGGUUUUCUUUUGAUUUUUCUGCACACAUUUCAUAUGCAUUUGUUUCCAGUUCUAAACCCUCAGCAAACCAAAAAGCAAUUGAGGCAUUGUAUUUGCUAGGCUACCCUGUGUUACAAAGUGCCUUUUCAACAAUAAUAGGAGUGUGGGUUUUAUCUGUAGCUAAAACAUACAUCUUCAGGACAUGUUUUAAGAUUAUGUUUCUUGUUAUGGUAUUUGGGGCUAUUCAUGGCCUAAUUUUUAUUCCAGUAUUCUUGACCAUUUUUUGA
Messenger RNA from Condylura cristata (star-nosed mole), 2874 nucleotides. It is a transcript of the gene PTCHD3, whose product is annotated as patched domain containing 3. The transcript is spliced from 4 exons. Gene Ontology annotation, cellular component: membrane. NCBI's taxonomy places the organism in Eukaryota, Metazoa, Chordata, Mammalia, Eulipotyphla, Talpidae. The record is from RefSeq and is a predicted model, not a curated record. The coding region runs from base 1 to 2874 and encodes 957 amino acids.